Molecule: messenger RNA, 1968 nt
Organism: Pseudoliparis swirei
Lineage: Eukaryota; Metazoa; Chordata; Actinopteri; Perciformes; Liparidae
Product: solute carrier family 2, facilitated glucose transporter member 1-like
Exons: 9
Coding region: 1-1680 (559 amino acids)
Biological process (GO): monosaccharide transmembrane transport; response to insulin
Cellular component (GO): basolateral plasma membrane; apical plasma membrane
Molecular function (GO): hexose transmembrane transporter activity
Source: RefSeq, a predicted model, not a curated record
AUGGCGAUGUCGUCUAAAGUGACCGACAGCCCUGUUACCAUGGCGAUGUCGUCUAAAGUGACCGACAGCCCUGUUACCAUGGCGAUGUCGUCUAUAGAGAAGCAGGUCACCGGGUACCUCCUGUUCUCGCUCUGCACCGCCGUCAUCGGCUCGCUGCAGUUCGGCUACAACACCGGAGUCAUCAACGCCCCCGAGCAGAAACUGCGAUCUUUCUUCAACGACACCUGGGUGGAGCGCCACGGGACCCCAUCAGCCCGGGUGUGCACCAUCGUGUGGAGCGUCUCCGUCGCCAUCUUCAGCGUGGGCGGCAUGGUGGGCAGCUUCAGCGUGGGCGUCAUGGCCAACCGCUUCGGCAGGCGCCGCUCCAUGUUCCUGGUGAACUUCCUGGCUGUGAUCGGGGGCCUCCUCAUGGGCUUCUCCACCCUCUGCUCCUCCCACGAGAUGCUGAUCGCCGGCCGCCUGGUCAUCGGCCUGUUCUGCGGCCUCUUCACGGGCCUGACCCCAUGUACGUGGGCGGUGUCGCCCACGCCCCUGCGCGGCGCCUUCGGCACGCUGCACCAGCUGGGCGUGGUGGUGGGCAUCCUGAUCGCGCAGGUGUUCGGCCUGGAGUCCCUGCUGGGCUCGGCCCGGCUGUGGCCCCUGCUGCUGGCCCUCACCGUGGCCCCCGCCCUGCUGCAGUGCGUCCUGCUGCCCUUCUGCCCCGAGAGCCCCCGCUACCUGCUCAUCAACCUGCAGCAGGAGGAGGAGGCGCGCAAAGCGCUGGUGCGUCUGCGCGGCACCGAGAACGUGAGCAAGGACCUGCGGGAGAUGAAGGAGGAGAGCGCCAAGAUGGCGCUGGAGAGGAAGGUGACCAUCCUGGAGCUCUUCCGCUCGCCGGCCUAUCGGCAGCCGCUCCUCAUCGCCGUGAUGCUGCAGCUCUCACAGCAGCUGUCGGGGAUCAACGCCGUGUUCUACUACUCGACCGGCAUCUUCAAGUCGGCCGGUGUGAAGCAGCCCAUCUACGCCACCAUCGGCGCCGGCGUCGUCAACACCGUCUUCACCAUCGUUUCCCUCUUCCUGGUGGAGAAGGCGGGACGAAGGACCCUGCACCUCGUGGGAUUGGGCGGAAUGGCCAUCAGCGCUCUGCUCAUGACCAUCUCCCUCCUGCUGAAAGACAUCCCCGUGAUGAGCUACAUGGCCAUCGUGGCCGUCAUGAUGUUCGUGGCCAUGUUUGAGAUGGGCCCCGGCCCCAUCCCGUGGUUCAUCGUGGCCGAGCUCUUCUCCCAGGGGCCGCGGCCCGCCGCCAUGGCGGUGGCCGGCUGCUGCAACUGGACGGCCAACUUCCUGGUUGGAAUGAGCUUCCCCAAACUGGAGGAGUGGUGCGGGCCUUGGGUCUUCCUCAUCUUCAUGGCCUUCCUCAUCUUCUUCUUCAUCUUCACCUUCCUCAAAGUGCCCGAGACGAGGGGCAAGACCUUCGACGAGAUCGCCCGCAGCUUCGGCGGCGACGGCGCCGGCCGGCCCGCCGCCUCCUCGUCCAUCGAGGCCCCUCCGGCCAGCGCCAGCACCGCCACCACGCUCACCGCCUCCGAGGUGAAGGAGAAGCUCCCCCUGGUAGCGGCGGCGGCUCCGCCUCCAGCCUCUGAGACCACGCCCCUCGAGGAAAAAGUCAAAUCCACUGCGAAUGACAGUGUAGAGCUGUAGAUGGACUUUUAAUAGGGUGGAGGGGGUUUUAAAAAGCAGGAAGAAGAAACACAGAUUUCAAUAUAAACUAUUUAACUGUAUAAUACUUCUAUACCGGGAACCAUGGCAUCAUCAGCGUAGGCUUUGACCUUUAAAAGGUCACGCUUCUCCUCUAGAUUCUGAUUCAUCUUCCUGCUUUUGAAGCUCUCGCUGUACACCAACACAUGUGACCUACUGUACAUUCCUAGGAUUUAAACGUGUGUUUCCAGACAGGCGUCAUGGUGCAGGCUGGAGGUCCACUGAGUAGAG